UCCGUCUCUCAAGAAAUGGCAGCCGCGUCCAAUUAUCUCCUCCUCGUGACGCUCGUCCUCUUCGCGGCGGCGUCACUGCCCCCCUCCUCCGCCGAAGAUUUCACCGUCGGCGACAAGCAGCAAUGGGCCGCCAACGUCAACUACACCUCCUGGCCCGAUAAGUACCGCUUCCAUGUCGGCGACUGGCUCGUGUUCAAGUACCAGAAGGGCAUGUUCGACGUGAUGCAGGUGGACGAGGCGGCGUACGAGAAGUGCGACGCGAGCAAGCCCAUCGCGAGCUACGACCGGGGCACCAGCUUCCCGUUCCAGCUCAACCACACGGGCCGCUACUACUUCAUCUGCAGCAAAGGCUACUGCUGGGGCGGCAUGAAGGUGUCCGUGCUCGUCGAGCCGCCGGCGUCCGAGCAGCCGCCGGCCGUGGCGCCGUCCACCAGCCGCGCCGCCGCGCGCCACGGUGCUGCUUCCUGGGCCGCACUCGCCGCGGCCCUCGCGCUGGUGGGCUCGGCGGUUUUGGGAUUGCCGUUUGCGGCGUGACUGACCGCGUGACGAUCGAGCAAGAUAUGGAAAGGCGAUUAAAUGGGUUUUGGAUCUUUCCGGAAUAGCCAUCUAGGCUUUUAACGCCUUUAGUUGGGUUGCCAUGUAUGAAAAGGUAGGUAUUGAUCAGGGAAUUAAGCCUCUGCUAUAUCUGGCUAUGAUGUUUGUCAAAAAAAAAAAGUGUACUCCAUUCGCUACUGAAUAUGGUAUCGCAUUACCUUUUUUCC
Brachypodium distachyon (stiff brome) is the source of this 761-nucleotide messenger RNA. RefSeq names its product mavicyanin. NCBI's taxonomy places the organism in Eukaryota, Viridiplantae, Streptophyta, Magnoliopsida, Poales, Poaceae. Bases 16 to 534 code for a protein of 172 amino acids. Gene Ontology annotation, cellular component: plasma membrane. Gene Ontology annotation, molecular function: electron transfer activity. The transcript has 2 exons. The record is from RefSeq and is a predicted model, not a curated record.